Molecule: messenger RNA, 2730 nt
Organism: Micropterus dolomieu (smallmouth bass)
Lineage: Eukaryota; Metazoa; Chordata; Actinopteri; Centrarchiformes; Centrarchidae
Product: UDP-glucuronosyltransferase 1A7-like
Exons: 10
Coding region: 174-1847 (557 amino acids)
Molecular function (GO): UDP-glycosyltransferase activity
Source: RefSeq, a predicted model, not a curated record
ACAGGAAAGGAGGUCUUCGCUUCUCGGCUUCAGACGUUUUACCUUCUCCAUGCACCUUGGAAGAAGGUUAAGCUGCGCCAGACAUACCUACUAUUCUGCAAAACACUGCCUGUGCCUCCACUGAACCUUUCCCCAGUCCCCCAGUGAGCUGUUGACCCCGAGGAAAGAGAAUAAUGUGGAAAGCAGCAGUGUUUGUGUUCCUGCUGUUAAACAUGGAUUUGCAGGUGAGUGGGGCUGUAGAUAAGACGAGGCGGUCCGUGGAAGAAAACUCCAGGCCAGAGAAGAAGGUGGAGACUGAGGAGGCUGAAGCCACCAGCACCAUUCAUGCACGUGACACUGGUUCUUCAGGUUUCUUGGGCAACUUGCUGGUGGUACCCAUGGAUGGGAGUCACUGGGUGGGUAUGAAGGCCAUUAUCCAAGAAAUGGGUCGGCGUGGGCACCGGGUCACUGUGGUGAUACCAGAGGUCAGCAUACGGAUGGGUCCCGGGAAACACUACGACACUGUCACCUAUCCUGUUCCUUAUGACAGGGAGUAUAUUGAUUCAAUCAUGGCCACACACAAGGACAUAUUGCACAAAUCUUCACAGUCGUUCACGGACAAAAUAAGGAAACGAUUUUCACAGAUCCAGAGAUUUAUAGGUUUUAUCUACACCACUGCAGAGCACCUACUGUUCAAUGCCAGUCUCAUUUCACAUCUGGCACAGCAGAAAUUUGAUGCUGUCUUAACAGAUCCUGUGGUGCCCACAGGCUCGUUAAUAGCUCGGAAAUUAGGAAUCCCCACUAUUAAUUUGCUGAGAGGAAUUCCUUGUUUCUUGGAUAUGCACUCUACAGGCUGCCCCUCCCCACCAUCAUAUGUGCCUCGUUUCUUCACUGGAUACACAGACAGAAUGAGCUUCAAGGAGAGAACUUUCAACACCUUGGUGGCUUUACUGGAACCGCUGCUAUGCCGACUGCUGUUUUGGCACUUUGACAACAUAGCCCAUGAGUUCCUGGGAGAGGAGGUGGGCGUGGCUGAAGUGCUAUCAGACUCUGCUAUCUGGCUGCAGAGGAUUGACUUUGCGCUGGAGUUGCCACGCCCUCUCAUGCCAAAUAUAGUUCUAGUUGGUGGAAUCAACUGCAAUGUGAGAGACCCUCUGCCUGAAGAUUUGGAGUCCUGGGUGUCAGGAGCGCAUGGCUUUAUAGUGUUCACUCUGGGCACAAUGGUGUCAGACCUGCCAAAAGAGAUAACCGCCGUCUUCCUAGAAGCCUUCAGACAGAUUCCACAGAAGGUAAUAUGGAGGUACACUGGGCAGGUUUCAGAAAGUGUCCCAGAGAAUGUGAAGAUGAUGAAAUGGGUGCCUCAGAAUGACCUGCUAGCACAUCCUGGAGCUCGAGCUUUCAUCACUCACGCUGGCUCACAUGGUCUCUUCGAGGGACUGUGUCACGCUGUUCCCAUGGUGAUGGUGCCAAUUGUGGGGGACCAGCCUGACAAUGCAGAGAAGUUGGCGAGCAGAGGAGCGGGAGUGGUGUUGGAUAUUGUGUCGAUCACUACAGGAAGUCUUCUUCAGGCCUUGAAUGAGGUCAUCAAUGAUUCCAGGUAUAAAGACAGUGUGCAGAAGCUGUCAGCUCUCCAUAAAGACAGACCAGUUGACCCACUUGACCUUUCAGUGUACUGGACAGAAUUUGUAAUGCGGCACAAAGGGGCGAAACAUCUCAGACCUGCUGUCCUUGAACUCAACUGGCUCCAGUACUACUGCCUGGAUGUAAUAGCGCUACUGGCUAUUGUAGUGCUGUUUUUUGUAAUGGUGACAGUAAAAUGCUUGAAACUAUGCUUCUGGAUACUGAGCAGGAAGAGGAAGCAGGACUAACGUGGUGUUACCUUUGCACCUUCAUCUAAGCAACAACACUGUUUGUUCAGGGAGAUUGAAAAGUCAAUACCAUUCAAAUAUUAGUGCAAAGUAAACCUGGUGAUGGUUUAAAGGUGUGACAUGGUGUAAGAUGAAUAAGGGAAUCUAUGAGGUGAUCAAAAAGAUAUUUAAUAAACAGAAAAUACAGAUUAUUAGACUCCAUUAUGGACUAGGCUUUGAGGGACAAUGACGAGCAUUAGUGGCCACCCUUCUUUGGUGGGAAGAGGGCGUACUCGACAGCCAGAGCAACAGUAAAAGCAGCAAAGCCCCACUUGAAUCCUCUCAGCAGCACAUCAGACAGAGUCACAGCACGGGCGAAGCCGCCUGAGUAUCUCCAAGCCUCGUUACUGCAGAGAGAGCGUGAGAGGAGAGAAAGAUAGGGAGCAGGAUCAGGAAUAAUAAUUACUAAAAUAUCAGCUAUAUAUGUUAUGUUGGUAUAUAUACCGACCGUGCCCAUGGAUCCUUGAGUCCCCUGGCUGCCAGCCUCUGCUGUGUGAACUCCAGUGGUGUUCCCUCUGCUUUCCACUGCCGCCAGUCUGGCAUGGACAUCUUGUUGUGGCCAUGGUCACCUCCCAUGCUGGAAACAGAUACAGAUAUAUGCAAGGUGGCAGCUAAUAUUAAAUACCCCCUAAGCUUACCGGUAGACACCUCAUUUUGUACCUACCUGUACUCUACUACAAACCUUAUUACUAAGCACUAAUGUUAUAUCAUAUAGAGAUUUAAGGCAUUUUAAACUGGUCUAAUCACAACAUCUUGGGAAAAAUAUCUAUAUUUUAACAUCACAUUAUGUACUGUUUUAUAUUUUACUUGUUUUGAUUAAACUAUGCUUCCAAGCAACACCUGG